Messenger RNA from Symbiodinium natans, 4605 nucleotides. The record is from the annotation of a GenBank genome assembly. NCBI's taxonomy places the organism in Eukaryota, Dinophyceae, Suessiales, Symbiodiniaceae.
AUGAGGCGGCUGAGGGGCGAGCAGCCAAGUCACGAGGAAGUCUCCACACACGGUGUGCACGUCUGGGCCGGACAAGCCCAGGAGCAUCUCUCGCAUAAGUGGAAGGAGUGCGAUGCGCGAAUGUACGAUGAGAUUGCCCGUCGUGAGCUGAGGAGGAGGAGGAGGAGCGCCGCGGCAAGCUCCACGGACAAGCAAGAGGCGCUGGUCGAAAGGCAGCCAGCCCCAGAGUCCCCAGGGAUGCCUCCGGAAGAGUCCGAGCCCGCGGAUGCGACCUCAGGCGCGACGGCCAAGGCAAGUCAGCCCGAUGCCGAGCCGAAGCAAAACCUGCCAGAGACCGUGGGACCGCGGAUACUGGACGACCUGGCCUUGCAGUCCAGAGGAGAAGGCGAAGAUGCAGAUCCCGCGCUGCGGCCCAGACUCCAGUGCUGGGACUUCCCCGGCCAGCAGGCCUACGUCCUCUGCAACCUGCUCUACUUCCACGGCCGCGGCAUCUACGUGGUCUUCUGCGACACGAGCUGUGGCUUGGAGGAGGCGUGGCAGGAUCUAAAGUUCUGGUUGUGGGCGGUGGCCCAGUAUGCGGUGGACGCUGACGAUGGCUACGGUGGCUUGGCCUCAAGAUCCUCGCAGAGCUCUGAGUCGGCCCCCCCAGUCGUGAUCGUCGGCACCAAGUGGGCCAGUCGGCAUCCAGACUUCGACGAAGAGAAGAUGGAGGAGCGCAUCGACCUCUUGCUUCAACAGCUGCCCCGCCUGAGCCGCCAACUUCAGCGAGUCGGGGACAACCUGGGAUGGCUGCAUCCGGUGGAGAACUUCUCCGAGAAUGCAGAAGCAGACAUCGGGCCCUUGCGAAGCAGUCUCCAGCGGCUCGCGAGCGAAGUCCUCUCGCCCAUUCCAGAAUGGGAAAGAACGGCGCCGGCAGGUUCUGCCACGCCACCGCAUGUCGGACUGCAGGCAGAGCUACAUCCAGCAGCGUGGUUGCUUGCGCACGACCUGCUUUCCGAGCUGGGCGAGUCCUUCGAUCUCAAGGUCGACCCGAAUGACCUUGACGCCAGCCUUUCGCAUCCGCGCCAAGUCGGCGUAGAGGGGUCGGCCGUGCUGUCACAGGACCUGCAAGGGACCCAUGCUGUGCUCGGGCACCGCUUCGUGGCCCCGGAGUCCGCCCAUGUGAGCUGGAAGAGCGGGCAUGAUGAUGAUGAUGAUGAUGAUGAUGAUGAUGAUGAUGAUGAUGAUUAUUAUGAUGAUUUUGAUGAUGGGGGGAUGAUUGUUGUUCGGGUGCAGUGCCACUCGCUGCGACUCGAGCAAGUCGAAGCGUUACUUGGUGGCAUGAGGCCAGUCGGCAUUUCCAAAGAGGAGGUGCCCGGGGUGCUGCGCCUUCUACACUCCUUGGGGACGCUGUUCUGGUUCGACACAGAUGAGUUGGGGAGAUGCGUGGUGUUGAACAUCAGGAGGGUGGCAGUGGCGCUCUCCUCCAUCAUGAGCUUGCGAUUCUGGGAAGAGAGUGGCCUCGAACACGCGGAGGAGUACAAGAACACGAUCGAUGACGUCAGCAGGAGCAUGACCCAGGCGGUGUAUCGCUUCAAGACAAGCGGCAUCAUCACUUGGGAUCUCCUCAAGAGGCUGUGGGCCAGGGAAGGCAUCACCGAUCUGGAGAGGAAGGUCAUGCUGGAGAUCAUGGUGUCGCGAGGCCUCGUUCUGAGAAGGCUUGUCCAAGACGAGUUUACGGUGCCGUGCUGUUUGCCUACGGCCUUGAUUCCGGAACCUCGCGCUGCCGAGAGCAAGAUCGUCUAUCUUGAUGUCGCUGGCUUCAUCUCGUCGAACCUCUUCCCCGAGAUUGCUGGACGGCUCUGCAGGCUGAGAGCUGCGGCUGCUUGCAAUCGAAACAGCUCAGAAGGGCAGACUACAUUGAGGCCCGGGGCACCCCAAAUCUUCCGGAACCGCAUGGAGUUCCGCACAGACAAGGAUGCCUUGGUCAGCAUCUCGCUCUUUCCGACCACCCCCCGCAUGCAGCACAAGCUCCUCCGUCUGGCGGUCACGCAGGCAGGCGCCCGUUCAGCCGAGGAGCUCCAGGCGGACAUUACAGUCCGGGACAUUGUCGAGGACCUUUGCAGAGCCAUGGGCCUGAGCAGCAAGUCGGUGCACGUGCUCGGCACCGAGGCCCUGACGCAGCACCCCGUAUUUCGAGGCGUCGAUUGCGCGCGCAUCAAGGACAUCGAGGGCUUCGUCAGACGCACGCCUUGCCUCCAAGCCGACUGCAACGCCACCUGCGCCCUUUGCAAGCUGGCCGAGUUGCUGGAAGAGCGCUUCGACGGCGACUUCAGUCAAGGCCUGCGGGACGCCAUCGAUCGCUCCUCCCUUCAGAGGCUGACACGUCCUGCUGGCAGCUUCCGGUUCCAGCAGGUGCUCCACCCCUGCGAUGUGGACCUUGAGGAGUAUGUCGUGGUAAGCACGGUAAGCAUGCAGGCUACGGAUCUGAGGGAGGCGGAGGAGACACCGAAGGGAGCCGCGGGAGCCGCCAUCAGAGAAUUGAUGCAGCUGCUCCAAAAGCUCUGCAAAGGAGCUUCCACAGCCAGCUCUGAGACGACUCUGCAUGUGGUUGCGCUAAAGGCUGGCAAGAACCCUGAGAAGCCAGAAGAGUCUCUGAGCUGGUCCGUGAACGAAGUGAUGGCGGGAAAGAAGAAGUGCCUGCAGAGUGCGGAGCCAGUGAAGCUGGAGGAUGCUUUGCAGCAGCAGGGGGGACGGACGGCCAAGAUCGACUUUUACGUCAAGUGCGGGCUUCUCGAGAGGAGCAUGGAAGACGCGCCGCGCUUCUAUGAGCUCACGAACGUGAUCCGCUGCGGCUACGAUCCCGGCAACAGCUUGGUCCACCCGGUGACUCCCGAGGUUGACUUCCUUCAUGUGGUGGAGAAGGGCAUGCGUGAGUACUCGGGCCCGCAUCCCAAAGCCAUGAAGCUCGCGAAACGCCUGUGGGAGCACAGCGCGUACUUGGCCCAGCGGUCCAUCGACGUCGAGAAGCAUUUGGCUGUGCUCCAGGCCCUGAAGCCGAUCUUCGGAGGAUGGCCGGCCCAGCUGGCGCAAAUCGCCGCGCAUGCGGAGACACUUCGGGACAUGCUGUCGAGGACAAGCUUGCACAGAGAAGCGCUGAGCGACGUUCCAUGUCUGAGUGAAAGCUUGAGAAGGCUCCAGGUGCAGCUCAAGCUGGAAGGGCCCGGGCGGGAGGCGGCAAUGGAUGGUAGCGCAUGCAUCGAGGAUGUCCUGACGAGACUUCAGCGGAUCCAGGAGGGUUCACAGGAUGUCACGAGCUUGCCGGCGAGCGCGUGGGAAGCUGUAUUGAAGCAAGUCCAGGAUGUGCUGGAGGGCUGCGUGGAGCUUGCAGUGGUCAACUGGUUCGGCAGCUCGCAGAACUUCAAGCACCCCAUCGUCGAGCCCCUCCGCGCGCUGUGGGACUUUCCCUCAGACCAUCCGCCCGUCGGGGCUCAGGUGGCCAUGAAGAUGAAAGCCAGAAGUGGUCAGGAGUUGCCGCGCAAGAGCCUCAGCGUGUGCUCCUGGAACGUCCUAAACAGGCACUACAUGAAGUUCAUCGAGGAAGACUUGCAGGGUCUCAAGGGCUCCCGCUUGCAGCAGAUAAGUGCCGAGCAGAGGGCACAGGAGAUCGUGGACGCCGUCAUGGAGAUGCUGUGCCACGAGUCGCAUCCGAAAGCCGUCCUCUGCCUCCAGGAGUGCUGGUCCGAGCUGCUCGACCUGCUGGAGAAGGAGCUGCUUGCGGUGGGCUUUGACAUGCAAUGCACAAGUGCAGACAGGAGCCAGAAGAACCAGGAGGCAAUCAUCUUUGAUAAGAGUUUGCUCGAGCUCCGUGACUACCGGUGCUGCCCGUACGCGUCGGACCCGAAGAAGGUUGUUGCCGUGGCUCUUUUUCGCUGGCUGGGAGAAGCGGGCGAUGAUGGCCAGUUCCGGGUCAUCACCACGCACCUCCCGGGCCGGCCCUACGGGCCCGCGCGGCGGGAGUUCUGCGACUGCCUCGCCGGCCUCGUCAAAGAGGAUUGCGGCUCCGUCCCCACGCUGUUGGCCGGCGACCUGAACUUCCCUGAGGAGGCGAUUGGCCCGCUGCUCCGACGAACAGGCCAGCUGACGGAGGUGCACUUUGCAGCGAUCCCGUACCCGACCAACAUCUGCGACGCGUCGUGGCUCCCGAAGAGGAUCGACAACAUCGCGUCUCUGUCGCCAGCUGGCCUCUUGGAGGUCAGAGCACUAGAAGCCGACGAAGUCCUCUCUGGCCUGCAGCGGGUCGUGGAUCUUCUGCGCUAUAGGUGCCUGGGCCUCGAUUUGCCUCCAGGCCCAGGGACACCAGGCCCCGCGGCCAAGCUUCGGGGCUCCCGCGUCGCCCACCGCAUUCAGGUCAUCGCGGGGCGCGCAAAGAUUCGGCAACAAGCGGAGGAGCUCGCGGCUGCCAAGGCCGAGAUCGCGCGCCUGAAGAUGGGCGGAGCCGAGGCUGGCGACGUGCGCGUGGCCCCCGUCGGGAGUGGCGACCUUUGCGCGAAAUGCAGCUGCCAGACGACUCGGGAUGAAGAGGUGGGGAUGGGCGAGCGAACAGCUAGCACCAGGAGACUCUGA